AUGUUUAGAGCAAUACAACAUGUUCGACCUUAUAGUCGAAGUCAAAUGUUGCUACAUUCAUCUAAAAGAUUAUUUGCAAUAAAGCCUAUAGGUAAAAGGUUACAGGAUGCCGUGGAGCACGAUAUUUAUAAUACAAGAGAUGCCCAAAUACCAGAAAAGAAAUAUCAGCGAGUUGCAAAGACAUCAUAUAAUUUAAAUAAAGCAUUGAAAUCAUUGAAAGAUAGAUACGACGCUGUUGCAUUUAUAGACAACGACCAGAAAGCCUUUAAUAUUCACAGGUUAAAGAUUGUGGAUUUAAAGUAUAAUAGUCCCAUGGCAAAAGUGAUAUUUGAUAAUUUACUUCGAAUUAAAGAGGUUACCGGGAGACAAAUAGAUAGAAAUUUGGCGCUAGCAUUGUUGGGAACCGAUGGUGCACAACUUUCGGAUGAGUUUUAUGUCUCCAAUAACGUCAAUGAACUAUUGUCACUUGAUGGGGAUAUUUCUAGAGCAUUAUACUUGUGUCGUAUUGCCAAGAGUGAUGCUGCUAUUGUUGGUAUGAAUUUUAUAAUGCAAUGGUUGUUAGCAAGGGGUAAGAUAGAAGAAGCAUUGAAAAUAUUUAAUUCUAGAAAAUCAUCAGGAAUUCCUUCCAGUAAAUUUACUUAUAUUACAUUGCUUGAUGGAAUAGCAAAACAGCUUGAAUGGGGGUACCCAAAUAGAAAGUAUAUUUGGAAAGCUAUUAGAAUAUUUAAAAAUUGGAGAGCAGAGUUGGCCAAGAAAGGGGAAACUGUUCCGAUUGAAGGUUUCAAUGCUUGUUUGAGUAUCCUUGUUAAAGACUUUACAAACCGACAAGCUCUUGCAUGGAAAUUUUUUGAUGAGUUGGAAGAAGAUAAAGAACAAGGUUUCCGAAGAAUAGAUGCCGAUGCACAGACAUUCACUAUUCUUUUACAAGGUAUCAAGAAAUACACCGAUGUUGAAAGAAACACCUUGAUGAAAGAUAAAAAUAUUGGUAAGAAUCCUCGACUUUUGCUGUUGAUGGAUUUAGAAGCUGGUCAUAUCAAGAUUGCACAACUUGUGAUGGAUAGAGCCAAGCAAUUAGCAACACCACCAAAAAAAACUGGAGAUGAAGAAGUUGAUGAAAAGGCAAUUAGGUAUUGGAAUAGAACAAAAUUGGAAAUUGAUAUGCCAUUGGUUUCUGUGUACAUCAAUUCGUUAAUUUCUAGAAAUUCAGGUACUGGUCCUGAUUUGCGUCUGGGAUCUCACUAUUUAUAUAACCAAACGGCAUUAUCUAUUUUGAGACAGGUUUCACCUGAAAUUGAUGGAUUGCUUAACUUUAUUGAAAAGGUAACUAAUGCUCCUGUUUGCCAACCAAGUGAACAACUCAAGAAAACCACUGAUGCACGUUUUAACGAUGCGGCGAAGAAUCCCGGAAAUGGACUAGAAAAAAUAAAGUAUGUUAAGGAUCUUAAAUCAUUAAAUCCUAGAAACGUUGUUGCUGAAUUAAAUGUUGAUAAUUUUAACCCACAAGUAAUAAUUCCAAGAAAUUCCGGUUUUCCAAAGAAUUCAGUUUCAAUGAUUGAUUUCACCAGAAAAUCGGGUAAUGAUAGUAAUCUCAAGAAUCAAUAUGGUGUAAAUAAAUUUUUGUUGAAUCAGACUUUUGAUUGCUUAGUGAAUUUGGGUAGAUGGAACGAACUUGUAAUUGCAUAUUGGUAUUCGUUUGUUCAAUGGGGUGGAUUGAAAGUGGACUUGACCCUUUUCCAUGACAGACCAAACGUGGUGACUGGGGUUUUGAAAAAAGGUGAGCUGUUAGAACCAACCAAAAGUGACAAACGUGCAAUCCCAACGAUUAUUGAUGAGUUGAUGCCAAGAUUUCUUAUAACCAAAGUAUGGGAAGAUCAAAGCAGAGUGGCAAACGGAUCAACCAAAACCCGUUUAAUAUUAGAAUUGUUUCAAUUAUUGGUGAACAAGAAAUUUAACUCUAAUGGUGUGAUUCUAGGUUACGACACAUUGAAACGUUUAUGGCCCGUUCUCAAUAAAGACAUUAAUUAUUAUCAUAGAUCCAAUGAGAGGUUCCAGACACAAGACAAGAUUCCAGGUAUGUCAUAUAAACAAGCAGAAGAGUUUGCAAGAAAUUUAGUCAUGAUGAAUGCCGUGACACGUGAUUGGGCACGUAAAUUCACCAAUCUGAGAAGAGUUCCUUUGGAUUAUUAUGAUAAUAUGAAUAAAGUUCUUGAACGAGUGUAUGGAACCAAAUGGUUAGAUGUCACUUUAGAACAAACAAUCUAUAUUCAUAAGUUGCUCGUCAAAGCCUGUAUUAAAUAUUAUAAACCUCAACUGUUUGUCAAACCAUAUGAAGCUGACAUCACAUACCCGCGUUGUAUCCAAGUUUCAUUUUCGUACUUGAUUAAAACUUUACAAAAUAUGGAUAACUUGACGGCAGAGAACCUCCGAUUAUUGAAUGAUUUACGAAAAUUAAGAGGUAUGAAACCUCAUACGAAAACUGAUGCUGAUGAAUCUGAAUUAAAGGCACUUCUCAAAGAGAUACAUGACAUCAUAGAUGUAGACGACCAAACCCUCACCAAGAGCACUACCGUAAAGGAGAAUGCAGGGUCUAUUGUUAAGGAAGAGAUAAAAUAG
Molecule: messenger RNA, 2613 nt
Organism: Candida tropicalis MYA-3404
Lineage: Eukaryota; Fungi; Ascomycota; Pichiomycetes; Serinales; Debaryomycetaceae
Exons: 1
Coding region: 1-2613 (870 amino acids)
Molecular function (GO): protein binding
Source: RefSeq, a predicted model, not a curated record